This is a messenger RNA of Camellia sinensis, 613 nucleotides long. Its product is annotated as cyclin-dependent protein kinase inhibitor SMR6. Gene Ontology annotation, biological process: regulation of DNA endoreduplication. Lineage: Eukaryota; Viridiplantae; Streptophyta; Magnoliopsida; Ericales; Theaceae. The record is from RefSeq and is a predicted model, not a curated record.
UCUCUCUCUCACUUUUCAAGAUUUUCCAUCUGAUUUCUCCAGAUUCUAUUCUGUUUUCCAUUUCCUCGCCCCUAAAAAAAAAACUCAUAUCUCUUCUUAUCUAUUUAUUCAACUCCAAAGAGCACAAGUUCGGUCCAAACAAAAUGGGGUACCCAGAAAAGAUGGAUGGUGGUGUUGAAUCAGAGGGAAAGAAAUGUUGGGUCAUUGCUGGAAUUCCAUUGCGGAGUCCAUUGAAGCCCAUAUUUACUACUCCAGAGAAACAGAGAGAGAAUGAUGAUGGAGAAGAAUGUUCAACUACACCGACAGCCGAAGAAGCCAGAAUUCCAAGCAAGCUGAUGUGUCCACCGCCUCCGAGGAAGCGAAAGCCUUCUUCAAGGUAUCAUUAUAAUGGCGUUAAGGAGUUCUUUACUCCACCAGACUUGGAAACUGUAUUCAUUCGCCGCGUUGAAAGGACUUAAUUUUAAAAUAAAUGUCAAGUGUAACACUGAUAUCAUUUGACUAGGGUUGUUCUUGUACUUUGUUUAUGAUUUUUAGCUCUUCUCUAGUGGGUAAGAGUUCAUGUACAUGGUUUUAUGAAUCAAUAAAAUGGAAAUUUUAUGUGACUUUGGUUUCA